Pipistrellus nathusii (Nathusius's pipistrelle) is the source of this 360-nucleotide messenger RNA. The record is from the annotation of a GenBank genome assembly. NCBI's taxonomy places the organism in Eukaryota, Metazoa, Chordata, Mammalia, Chiroptera, Vespertilionidae.
AUGGCCGAUCCUCGCGUGAGACAGAUCAAGAUCAAGACCGGCGUGGUGAAGCGAUUGGCCAAAGAAAAAAUGAUGUAUGAAAAAGAAGCAAAACAACAAGAAGAAAAGAUUGAAAAAAUGAAAGCUGAAGAUAGUGAAAAUUAUGCCCUUAAAAAGCAGGCAGAGAUCUUGCAAGAGUCCCGGAUGAUGAUCCCAGAUUGCCAGCGCAGAUUGGAAGCUGCAUAUACUGAUCUUCUGCAGAUAUUAGAGAAUGAAAAAGAAUUGGAAGAAGCUGAGGAAUAUAAAGAAGCACGUUUAGUACUGGAUUCAGUGAAGUUAGAGGUACUGAUGAGAAGCAGCAAAAAGCUUACCAUUCUGUGA